Molecule: messenger RNA, 2547 nt
Organism: Corticium candelabrum
Lineage: Eukaryota; Metazoa; Porifera; Homoscleromorpha; Homosclerophorida; Plakinidae
Exons: 1
Coding region: 1020-2222 (400 amino acids)
Source: RefSeq, a predicted model, not a curated record
CGCUCCACGCCUAGUUAAAACAAUCCAAUUCAUAAAUACAGCUUCUAUACACAGAACUGCUAUAUAUCGGUCCCUAUUAAAAUACUAACCAAACAACGUGUCUGUCAAGAUAUCAAUUUAGCAAGAGAGAUCGAUCACUAAAUAUAAAAUUUUUGGUAAAUUUACCAGCAAACGAUGCCUGUCUAGACAAUGAUUACGCUACAUUCGUGUGAUAUUUGUUCACUUGUAGUGUAAUACACAGGGUAGUGCAUAAUGAUGGUUUCUAUUAGACAUUGUACUAGCCACGCCUACCGUAGCAGUGCUAACCCUCUUUCUGCAAUUGCUCUAGCCUACAAAAGUCCCAUUGUAACCUAAGUAAUUUUACUAUUCAGAGAAUCCUCGAGCAUUUCUUGUCCCUACGAGAACCCGGGACUCAACGACAGACCCGGGACAAUCUAGGGACUUACGUUCAAUCUGUGGUAAUAGAUGCGUGUCUACUUGAUCAGUAGUAAUUAGUAAAUAGCCAAUGUGUGUAACUGCUCCAGAUAUUUCAAGCAAUGUCUAGUUUGAUUUAACUUGUAGUCAGACUAUACUGAACUCUUCGGUUAGCUAGAGUCAAUUUAAUUAGUGAAUAAUGUGUACAGUCAGGCUUCUGCGUAUCUAGCCGUAUCGUUACAGCAAAGAAGCGAGAAACAUUGAUCUUACCACGUACGACAUUCGCUAGAUUGACAAGUCCCAUGGAGUAGUCACUGUCUAGGCAAACGACGCAGUGAAAACACACACACGAACGCCUCCUCCUUGAUCCCUCCCUUCAGAAACACCUAAUUAGCUAAAGGUGCUGUACAGAAUGAAGGAGACACCACAAGGAGACACUACAACGAGAACUACAAAACAUACGUAGUCAUCUAAAGUAACUUGUAGUAGUAGGUGUACGGUUACGUCACUAGCGUGGGACUUACCACACAAUGAUGUAAGCAUAAAACACAUAGACUUUGUCAGUCAUCUGCAGUUAGUUGCAGUUUGUUGCAAGUCGAAAGAUCAUGUCUACGCGCAAGUAUGCAGUCGUAUUUCUGGGGAUUCCUUCUAUUCAUGCUCUAGGCAAAGACCUGACUGUCACCUUGGAAUAUAGCAACAGCUUUCGGACACAGCCUGGUGAUGAAGUCGUACUAAUUCCAGUAGGAUGGAAAAGCUUGAGUGAGCGAAGAUCUACAUUGCAAGCAAGAAAUAGAACGAGUUUCGUCAUCCCUACGGCCGAGCUAUCGUGCGAUGACCCUGAAACAACCUUUCACCUUCUCUACGUGCAAAAUGGUGUCGUGUUCGGUGUGAGCAAUCCGUUUUCAGUAGGAAUUCCGUGUGAUGAGGAUUCUCUACCAUGCGAGUCUAUCGAUUCCUACACAAUUCUGGUGCAUUCUGGCGGAGACCGGCGAGAAGAGGAAGUUCCAAACAAGCGUCGUCGUGGCAACAGUCACGUGGCAGGGUCAGAGUACAUCGAAGCUUCUAGCAAGGGUGAUGAGGACAUUUCUAAAUCUGAUGAAACACGCAAACGUGGUGGCAGUGUCAGCAGUAGUAAUGCUAAUAAAUUUUUUCACCGAGCAGUCAGCAACAUCAGCACAGAUGAUCAAAGCUUUGUCAUCACAGACAUGCCACCGAGUCACACAGAAACCCAAUCGGGAGAAAAUCCGUUUCAAGUAAUGGUCACUCAUGUCAUGAGGGAAAAAGACGAACUUUCCAGAUCAUUUAGAAGGGAGAGGAACAUCGCAGAGCAACAAGAAAAGAAAUACGAAAAUCUAAGGCGUGCACACAAUGCCCUGGCAGAGGAGAACUUGAAACUGAAAAGGAAACUGCAGGAGAAAGACGGCAAACUUUUGUCUCUCCAGAAAAGUUACAGUGAAAAGGACCAGAAAUUGAGUCACACAAGUGAUGACUGUGUUGAUCAGUCUCCGUGGCUUCAGACUAAAGAGGUUGCUGAUGAGUUGACCAGUAAGAAGACAGUAAAGCGACCACCGCAAUAUUUACCUCCUUCUUUCAUUUCACCACAGCCAUGGAUUGAAGUAGAUCAACCUGCAGCUGCAGUUGACCAACAACGUUCAAAGGCACACAUUGUGAGCAGAUGUAAUGAGCCAGUGGCUACAACUGACCUCAAUGAUUAUGGACAAUACCAGUGUCCCAUGUGUCCACUGACAUUUGAAGAAGUUAAUUCAACUGCAUUUCAACAGCAUGUGCAUGACCAUUUCAAUGAGUGAGAGUCUAUACGCAUACUGAAAUCUAACUUGGACAAGAACAAUAUCUCCAUCUCUCGAUACAGCUUGAGUUGAACUAGAGACUUGCAUGGUUUUGAAGAACAGAAACAGACUUAUUUCUCUUAUUUAUUGACCUAUUUAUUAGAUACUCACAACUUUAUAUGCGUUUGAAGAAAUGGCAACUUCUAAUAUAAAAAUUUGGACAUUUACUGUGAUCAAAGUAGCACUGUCUGUUGUAUAGCUGUUUGCAUAUUUUGUCUAAUCUGCAUGACCUGUCAGCAUCAUGCAGGAAGUCACUUUAAAAUAAUUUUGAUAAUUGGCUGGUCAA